This is a messenger RNA of Nelumbo nucifera (sacred lotus), 1880 nucleotides long. RefSeq names its product Pleckstrin homology (PH) domain-containing protein (gene SWAP70). NCBI's taxonomy places the organism in Eukaryota, Viridiplantae, Streptophyta, Magnoliopsida, Proteales, Nelumbonaceae. Gene Ontology annotation, biological process: receptor recycling; retrograde transport, endosome to Golgi; endosome organization. The record is from RefSeq and is a predicted model, not a curated record. Gene Ontology annotation, cellular component: early endosome; trans-Golgi network; recycling endosome.
GCAGUCUGUAUAGACGUCAACGGCCAACCUGCAAGUCUACGAAACCUAACAGCCCCGAAGUAACAAAAGAACAAAUUUUAUUCAAUAAAUAAGUCUCUGCAAUUUAUAUAAAAGUCUGUAUUUUCUUCGGUUCCUCUCAUCCAUGGCUUCCAAUGGGAAUUCUCCGCGAGUAGAUGAGACUGGGAAUAGCUUGGAGAAGAUCAAGAGGCAACUGACGUCGGGUUCGGGAAAGAAUCUGUUGCAGGGACCUCUCCUAAAGAGAUCUGAAACGCUAAGGAAAUGGAAUGAGCGAUGGGUGAUCUUAGACCCUACCACAGGCAAAAUGGAAUACAAGACACGGAGGAAUGAAGCAGUUGUCAAGGGAACUAUCAUAUUUGAUGCAAACAGUACAAUUACAGUUUCUCCUGUAAAUUUUCAUGGACUACCAAAAUAUGAUGGCUGUUGUUUCUAUAUUGGUACCCCGCAGAAGAAAGAAUACUUCCUCUGUGCUGAAACUCCUGGUGCUGCCAGAGCUUGGGUGUCAACUUUACAUGCAACACAGUUGGUUCUUAGGGCCCAUAAAGAUGCUAUAAAUUCCUUGAGUGGUAAUAGUUCUGCAAAGUUGGGCACUGUUGCAACAGUAGUUGCAGCAGCAAACUCAACAGCCCAAGAAUCUGCUAAAGAAAUUGAAGCAGCAAUGAGGAUCUCUAUGAGAGCAGCUCUAGGUAUGGUGACAAAUAAAGUAAAUGAUGGUCAAAUGGAUGAUCUGGCGAUCAUGAAGGAGACACUACGAGUUAAGGACGAGGAAUUACAACAUCUGGCAAGGGAUCUUCGUGCUCGGGAUUCCACGAUAAAAGAGAUAGCUGGGAAACUAUCUGAUACUGCUGAAGCUGCUGAGGCUGCUGCAUCUGCAGCUCAUGCAAUGGAUGAACAAAGAAGAUUAGCUUGUGCAGAAAUUGAGCGUUUAACAAAAGAUUCACAGAAACAGCUCGAAUCAUCUAUCAUGAAGUUGAGGGUAUCUGAAGAAAAAAAUGCAGUCCUAAGUAAGGAGAGGGAUCAACUGUUAAAGCAAAGAGACUCUGCUCUUCAGGAGGCACAUCUGUGGCGUUCUGAGCUUGCAAAAGCUAGAGAUCGUGCUGUAAUAUUGGAAGCUGCUGUUGUCAGGGCCGAAGAGAGAGCACGAGUUGCAGAGGCAGAGGCAGAAUCCAGGGUAAAGGAAGCCACAGAGAAAGAGUUGGCUGCUGUAAAGGACAAGGAAGAGCUUCUAGCUUAUGUAAAUUUACUGCAAGCACAAAUACAAAGACAGCAGAGUGAUACAAAACAAGUUUUUGAAGAGAAGACUGAAUCCUGCCCAGAUGCCAAAGACAACCUUCCAUUAACAAAGCAUGUGGACUUAUCAGAAGAGAAUGUGGACAAAGCAUGUCUCAGUGUUUCAAGAUCACUCCCUAUUUCUGGGGAUGGUAUGCAGUUGGCUGUAGAUCAGGUUGAUCUCCGAUCCAUUGGUGAUGGGGAGUGGAGUGACAUUCGAGCAACAGAGGCGACAAUAGCUGAUGUAAGAGAGAUCUCCCCUGAAACGGAGGGAAGCAGCUUGGAUAUACCUGUUGUGAGUCUUCCAGUUGCCGAUCAUCAUCAUCAUGAGCAUGGGGGCAACUCAUUUCAUCAGCCUUGAUAUGAAAAACAAUAUAUAUAUGUUUAUAGGGUGAACUAACUUAAAAGAUUGUGGGGAUUGGAAGUUUCAACAAUGUGGAAAAGAUUAUUUCCACGUGGGUCUUUUAUUUAGAUAAAGCUCUUCGAGGGGCCAUUUUGAUGAAUAUGUAGAGUAUAUCCCUUUUCCCUGGAACCUGCAGUCUCUUUAAUUAUCAGGAGAUAAACAGGAAGUAAGCAUAAAUUGUUUAUACACA